This is a messenger RNA of Pieris macdunnoughi, 1662 nucleotides long. Lineage: Eukaryota; Metazoa; Arthropoda; Insecta; Lepidoptera; Pieridae. The record is from the annotation of a GenBank genome assembly.
AUGGAUAAAAACGAUAGUUCUCAACUCACAGAGUUUCCGCGCUUUGAAUCUGAAUCUAAUCAGAGUGGCGUAACAAUGUUUUUUAAUAAACUAUGGAAAUUACCCUUAUUUUCUCCAAACGAAAGUGACGAUCACCCGGAAGAUAAAAUGUCGAGUGAUGAUAAAUAUACUCAGCUCGAGGAUCCUAGUAAGAAAGAAGUUGAUUUAAAAAAUGAUCCUUCAUGCAGCCAGACAACUGAAAGUGGGCUCAAUGUUAUGAGAAAAAUUAGUGUUUUCAGUUCUGGAAGUGCCACUCGAUAUGCUGACACAGAUCUAGCAAGAUAUUGGAUGCCAGAUGAUAUAUCACGGGAAUGUUAUGAAUGUGCAGCACGUUUUGGAGCAUUACGUCGUAGACAUCAUUGUAGAGUAUGUGGACAGAUAUUUUGUUCAAGAUGUUGCAGUCAACGUGUGCCAGGCCAAAUUUUUGGGUGUGCUGGUGAUUUGCGUGUUUGUACAUAUUGUUGUAAUGUAGUACUGAGCUAUCUACGUGAAAAUGACAUCACUGGUGAAAUAUAUCCUGACUUGCGAAUGUUACAGGAAAACCUUCAGAUGAAAUUUCCAGAAAAAAAAUCAAACUCAACGGGUAAUCGAGACUUUAUGUUUGCCCGGGAGCAAGAGAACUGUGAAGUGCAAAGUUCCACCAAAGAUAUACAUGAUAUCUACAGACAGUUGUCAUUUUCACUGCCAACUCAACAUCAUAGAUACCGUUUAGUGAGAUAUAGCAACGUAUGGCGAGGAUGUGACGUCAUACAAUGGGUUAUGGAAAACACCCCAAAUAAAACCAGGGCCCAGGCGUCAAUGUUCUGUCAGAGUCUCUUACAACAAGGCUAUAUGGAGCAGGUGACUGAUCCACCACAUUUCGCUGAUUAUGGCCUCUACCGGCCUCUGAAUUUGGUCUGCACCGAACCUGACGUCUCAACUGAUGAGAACAAUGAAGAAGCCGAAACGACCAGAUUGGUUGAGAGUGUGUCUUCUUAUUGUCUAGAUCUGAAUCUAGGCGAUAGUUCAGCGCGACUUAGAAAGUCUACUAAAAGAGAACCGGCAGUUGAGACACCAGAAGAGGAACCAUUGGUUAUAGAAAACGAUGAUAGAAGCGAAGUGCGGCCUAUAUGUAAAGCGAUAGAGGAAUCAGGAGUGGAACAUAUAAAGCUGCUACUACGCCAAUGCCUCGCGCGUCAGGCUCUAUGUUCUAGCUGGGCUGACGUGUUGUAUCCGCUCUGUGUACACGCCGCUAAUAUUACUGCACCAGACCUAAUGGGCGCUGACAUAGACGUACGAAACUACGUCCAAGUAAAGAAAGUCCCCGGUGGGGAGAAACGAGACAGUGUGGUUGUACCUGGCGUAGUUAUAUCCAAGAAUGUUGUGCAUAGAGGAAUGCCUCGGCAGAUAACAAACCCCACUGUAUUACUCCUCGACUGUUCAAUCGCGUACCAACGGGUUGAGGGGAAACUUACCUCGUUGGAGCCUGUCCUGAUGCAGGAACAAGAAUAUUUAGUACGAUGUGCCGCGCGCAUAUCAGCCCUGCGCCCGCGCGUUGUGCUCGUUAAGGGGGGGCGUCGCACGCGGCGUACAGGAUGCGUUGAGGGAACAGGGUGUGGCUCUGGCAAUAGGAGUGCGCGAUAG